GUUCGGGGUCCGGGAAGGAUGGAGCCGGUCCGGACCGGAAUCCAAAGCCGCGUCGAGCCCAUUUCCCCACCCUAGUGCCUCCCUGCGCCGUGCUUUGCUUCUUUCUCUUUGCUUUUUCCGAGACAAGGUCUCCUCGAACUCAGUGUAGCCAGAGAUGAUUUUGAACUAGCGCUCUUCCUGCCGCCACGCCGCGAGUGCUGGAUGACAGAGGGGCAUCGCCAUGCCCGGCGGAUGCGAUGCUGGGAGCCGAACCCAGCCCUGCCGUUUUAUUUCAGCGCUCACGUCACAGCCCAGUGAGGCCAGGGUUUGAGGGGGGGGGACCCGUGACCUCUAGGGUAGGGUUGAGCACACAGCCAGGUACUGACUGCUUGUAGAGCUUGCGGUGCUGCGAGCCUGGGACACCCCGUGUUGGAGAAAGUUCUAGCAGGAGCCUGUGGCUGGAUAACUGCACGAUGGGGUUCCAGGGUAGUGAUGGAGAAAUUAAAUACUUGCAGUUUGCAGAGGAGCUGAUUCGUCCUGAGAGAAACACGCUGGUUGUGAGUUUUGCAGACCUGGAACAGUUUAACCAACAACUUUCUACCACCAUUCAGGAAGAGUUCUAUAGAGUCUACCCUUACCUGUGUCGAGCCUUGAAGACCUUUGUGAAAGACCGAAAGGAGAUCCCUUUCGCCAAGGAUUUUUAUGUUGCCUUCCAAGACCUGCCUACUAGACACAAGAUUCGUGAGCUCACGUCAUCCAGGAUCGGGCUGCUCACCCGCAUCAGUGGGCAGGUGGUGCGCACUCACCCCGUUCACCCUGAGCUCGUGAGUGGGACCUUCCUGUGCCUGGACUGUCAAACAGUGAUCAAGGACGUAGAACAGCAGUUCAAAUACACACAGCCGAAUAUCUGCCGAAAUCCAGUGUGUGCCAACAGGAAGAGGUUCCUGCUAGACACUAAUAAAUCAAGAUUUGUUGAUUUCCAAAAGGUUCGUAUUCAAGAGACUCAAGCGGAACUUCCCCGAGGAAGUAUCCCCCGAAGUUUAGAGGUCAUCCUGAGAGCUGAAGCUGUAGAGUCAGCCCAAGCUGGUGACAAGUGUGACUUCACGGGGACACUGAUAGUUGUGCCUGAUGUCUCCAAGCUUAGUGUACCAGGAGCACGUGCAGAGACUAACUCCCGAGUCAGUGGAGUUGAUGGGUAUGAGACAGAAGGCGUUCGAGGGCUGCGGGCCCUUGGUGUCAGAGACCUGUCAUACAGGCUCGUCUUCCUUGCCUGUUAUGUUGCACCAACCAACCCCAGGUUUGGUGGGAAAGAACUCAGAGAUGAAGAACAGACAGCUGAGAGCAUUAAGAACCAAAUGACAGUGAAGGAAUGGGAAAAGGUGUUUGAAAUGAGUCAGGACAAAAACCUGUACCACAAUCUCUGCACCAGCCUCUUCCCUACUAUACACGGCAAUGAUGAAGUAAAACGUGGUGUCUUACUGAUGCUGUUUGGUGGUGUUCCUAAGACAACAGGGGAAGGGACCUCUCUUCGUGGGGACAUAAACGUUUGCAUUGUUGGUGACCCAAGUACAGCUAAGAGCCAGUUUCUCAAGCAUGUGGAUGAGUUCAGCCCCAGAGCUGUCUAUACCAGUGGCAAAGCCUCCAGCGCCGCUGGCUUAACAGCAGCUGUGGUGCGGGAUGAAGAAUCUCAUGAAUUUGUCAUUGAGGCUGGAGCGUUGAUGCUGGCUGAUAAUGGUGUCUGUUGUAUUGAUGAAUUUGAUAAGAUGGACAUGCGGGACCAAGUCGCUAUCCAUGAAGCUAUGGAGCAGCAGACCAUAUCGAUCACUAAAGCAGGAGUGAAGGCGACUCUGAAUGCCAGGACAUCCAUUUUAGCUGCAGCAAACCCUGUCAGCGGACACUACGACAGAUCGAAAUCACUGAAACAGAACAUCAGUCUGUCGGCGCCCAUCAUGUCCCGCUUUGAUCUCUUCUUUAUCCUGGUGGAUGAGUGCAAUGAGGUGACAGAUUAUGCUAUCGCCAGGCGUAUAGUAGACUUGCAUUCAAGGAUUGAAGAAUCGAUUGACCGAGUUUAUUCCCUUGAUGAUAUCAGAAGGUAUCUUCUCUUUGCCCGGCAGUUUAAGCCCAAGAUUUCCAAGGAGUCGGAGGACUUCAUUGUGGAGCAGUACAAACGCCUGCGCCAGAGGGAUGGCUCUGGGGUCACUAAGUCCUCAUGGAGAAUCACUGUGCGACAACUCGAGAGCAUGAUCCGCCUCUCAGAAUCAAUGGCCCGGAUGCACUGCUGUGACGAGGUCCAGCCUAAACAUGUGAAGGAAGCUUUUCGGCUACUGAAUAAAUCAAUCAUCCGUGUAGAAACGCCUGAUGUCAAUCUAGAUCAAGAGGAAGAGAUCCAGAUGGAGACGGAUGAGGGACCAGAUGGCAUCAAUGGUCAUGCUGACAGCCCUGCCCCUGUAAAUGGGGUCAAUGGCCCCAGUGAAGAUGCCAGUCAGGAACCCCCCGUUUCCAAGCCCUCCCUGAGGCUGGGCUUUGCUGAGUACUGCCGAAUCUCUAACCUCAUUGUGCUCCACCUCAGGAAAAUGGAGGAAGAGGAGGAUGAGUCAGCAUUAAAGAGGAGCGAGCUGGUUAAUUGGUACCUGAAGGAAAUCGAGUCAGAAAUAGACUCUGAAGAGGAGCUCAUAAAUAAAAAGAGGAUCAUAGAGAAGGUGGUCCAUCGUCUGACGCACUAUGAUCAUGUUCUGAUUGAGCUUACCCAGGCUGGACUGAAAGGCUCCACCGAGGAAAGCGAGAGCUAUGAGGAAGAUCCCUACUUGGUAGUCAACCCUAACUACUUGCUUGAAGAUUGAGAUGAUGAAGGUAACUUUAUGGCCGGAGAGGAGGACCUGUGGUGCCCGGCCUCUGCCCCGGAGCCUGAUGACGCUCAGGAGAGAGUUUCUGGAGCGAUGUUUGAGGACUGAGAGCUGAGUCCACGGCCCUGUGAACCUUGUACUGGGACAGGCUUGGGCCCUUGUGCUUCUUGUCCUAGUGAAGUCGGAACCCAGUCGUGUUCUUUGUGGAAGACCUUUGUCUUCAUGUGCAGGAAAGGCUGCUGCCUUUGUCACAUAUGUAUCUGGAGAUGCCUCCUUCAAUUUCCAACUGCUUUUAUUCACAAAAAUAAAAGAACUUGUUCUGCA
Molecule: messenger RNA, 3146 nt
Organism: Peromyscus californicus insignis
Lineage: Eukaryota; Metazoa; Chordata; Mammalia; Rodentia; Cricetidae
Gene: Mcm6
Product: minichromosome maintenance complex component 6
Exons: 17
Coding region: 453-2819 (788 amino acids)
Biological process (GO): double-strand break repair via break-induced replication; mitotic DNA replication; DNA replication initiation
Cellular component (GO): MCM complex; nucleus
Molecular function (GO): single-stranded 3'-5' DNA helicase activity; single-stranded DNA binding; ATP binding
Source: RefSeq, a predicted model, not a curated record